UAUUAGCAUUAUGCAUUAUAGAUAUGUCACCUCGUGAUGCCUUUUGGGACACAACGAAUUGGCAUCCUAGCCGAACUAGAUCAGAUACAAUAUUAUUACCGCAUCCUGGUGAAUUGUAGCUGAAAGUUAGGGCCUGCUACGAAAGCACCUACUCUUCAGGUGGCGUGAGUCGCCUAGACCUUGAUUAUCUAUCUGUUCGUCAACACGUUGUCGCUGACAUGGGUGCGACGACCAGCUGGGCGUAGCGCCCCAACGCCCGCGAGCUAUCGUGGGUUCGUGGGAGCAGCUGGCAUCGUGGGAGCAGGACUCCUGUCAGGUAGAUCUAGUAAUAGGAAGCUCAGCUUCGUCGCGUAUAUAUAGCUUGGGACAUCUCCCCUCGUAGCUCACACGGUUUGUAGAUCAAGCCAAUACACCACCUAGAAACUCAUACACUGUAGCCUCCAGCGGGAGUUUCUCCAAGGCAAAAUGGUCGGGAAACGGGAUCUGGGACCUUGCUGCGUCUCCCUACUUGCAGCGCUCGGGAACCGAGUCAUCCUGCCAGGAUCGUCGGACUUCAGCGACUCGCUGUCCGGCUACUAUUCCCAGCAGGAAUCGACCAUCCAGCCGCAGUGUAUAGUCAGGCCUGAGUCUACUGCCGAGGUGUCCUCGGCCCUGAAGACGCUCUCGAGAGUGUCGAAGAACCUUACCCGAAGCGCCGACAAGGCCCAGUGCCGCGUCGCCGUGAGGUCAGGCGGCCACGGCAUCAAUGCCGGAGCGGCUAACAUCCAAAACGGCGUCACGAUCGACCUGAGCUAUCUCAACAGCACUACGGUCAGCAACAAAAAGGUCGCAUCCAUCGGGGUCGGUGCCGCGUGGGACCAGGUCUACGCGCAGCUGGACCCGAUCGGUCUGUCGGUGGCCGGCGGCCGGAACGCGGGAGUGGGUGUCGGUGGUCUGACGACGGGAGGAGGGAUCUCAUUCUUCUCGCCGCGGUACGGUUGGACGUGCGACACGGUGGUGAAUUACGAGGUGGUACUCGCUGACGGGAGCAUCGUGAACGCGAACGAGCGGACGAACCCGGACCUGCUGUUCGCGCUGCGCGGCGGCUCCAACAACUUCGGCGUCGUGACGCGCGUCGACCUGCAGGCCUUCGACCAGGGCAAGCUGUGGGGCGGCAUGAGCUACUACGACCUCUCGACCAUCGACGCCCACGUGGACGCCUUCGUCAACUUCGCCGCCGCCGACAACUACGACGACUUCUCGUCUCUCGUCUUCACGUACGUGCUCUUCAACGGCCAGCCGCCCCUGCUCGCCACCGCGCUCGAGUACACCAAGCCCGAGGAGAACCCGCCGUCGGCGCGCCCCAUCACCAGCAUCCCCGCCAUCCUGAGCACCCUGCGCGUCGCCUCGAUGGCCGAGCUCGCCGUCGAGCUCGCCGCCCUCCAGCCCUACGGACUCCGCCAACUGUACGUGCAGGUGACGCACAAGGCGACGGCGCCGAUGAUCCGAGCGACGUACGACCGGUGGAGGGAGAGCGUGCCGGGGGUGCAGGACGUGCCGGGGAUCGCGUUUGCGCUGUCGCUGGAGCCGCUGCCGCCGUCGAUCUUCGCGCGGGCGGCGGGCGGCAACGCGCUGGGGCUGGAGACGCGGUCGGAGUCGCUGGUGGUGUCGCUGCUGACGGUGACGUGGGCGGACGCGGCCGACGACGCCAGAGUGACGGCGGCGGCGCGCACCCUCAUAGACAACAUCGCCAGCGACGCCCGCCGCCUCGGCGCCUACGACCCCUUCGUCUACCUCAACUACGCCGCCCCCUGGCAGAAGCCCGUCGACUCCUACGGCUCCAAGAACGUCGCCCGCCUCCGCAAGAUCCAGCGCGCCUACGAUCCCACCGGCUUCUUCACCAAGAACGUCCCUGGCGGCUUCAAGAUCCCUGCCUGAGCGGGGGCGGCAGCUCUACCCCGAUGGAAGACACAAGAGCCAAGUGGUGCCUGAUAGGGGGUUUGGCGAAUCCCCAGUAUUAUUCGGGGUGCAUGGCAAAGAAGAGGAGAGAAGAGCGAGGAGGGAGAGGACAGCGUUUCCCGGAACGGGAUUAUGGAAUCUGUACAAAACGCGAGUGUGGAAUACGGGACUGUGUACAUAAUUCACUAACGGCUACGGUAAACCCGUUUAUGAAAGUAUAUAAUACCUACCUCCUUCUUAUAUGUCGAUAC
This is a messenger RNA of Durotheca rogersii, 2189 nucleotides long. RefSeq names its product putative oxidoreductase. Bases 466 to 1917 code for a protein of 483 amino acids. The transcript is spliced from 3 exons. Gene Ontology annotation, molecular function: oxidoreductase activity; FAD binding. NCBI's taxonomy places the organism in Eukaryota, Fungi, Ascomycota, Sordariomycetes, Xylariales, Xylariaceae. The record is from RefSeq and is a predicted model, not a curated record.